Molecule: messenger RNA, 738 nt
Organism: Adineta steineri
Lineage: Eukaryota; Metazoa; Rotifera; Eurotatoria; Adinetida; Adinetidae
Source: the annotation of a GenBank genome assembly
AUGGCUACCAACAACAGCGUUACCAAAAAUCAGAAGACUAAUUUAAUCGUUAUUACAGGAAAUGAUGAAACAUUUCAAAAUCUUCUCUCUAUUAUUCAAAAAUCAGAGAACUGUGGUGAAUUAUCUGGUAUAACAAGAAGUAUUAUCCCUGAAUCUACUGAAAACACAACAAAAGUAUCAUAUAAACGUCGUAAAACAGAUUUAACUUGUGUAAUAUGUGAUGAUAAAUGUUCUGGGUACAAUUUCAAUGUAAUUUCCUGUGAAUCAUGUAAAUCUUUCUUCCAUAGAAAUGCCUCUCAUAAUGUGAACGAUCUAAAAUGUUUAACUAAUACUAACAAGUGCGAUAUAAAAUUUAAAAAUAGACGUCGAAUGUGUAGACGUUGUCGACUUGAGAAGUGUUUGUCAGUUGGUAAGUGCGAAACUCUCUUAUAAUUCAAAGAUGAACAUAAUAAAACUGUAUAUUUUACUCGAUUCCAUAGGUAUGAAAUGGAGUUCUUCUGCGACGAAAAGUUAAACAAACAGCGACAGCUAGAAGAAAACAGACGAUUAACUAACAAUACAAUUAGUACUCUUACGCAGACAAGUUUUAUAAAUGUUUCUCUUGAGGAUAAUGACCAUUUGAUGAACGAGCCAACUAUAGUGUUAGAGCCACAAAAAGUAAGUCAUUCUUACGAUACUUUAUGAGCAGACUCAAUAAAAAUACUAUCGAUUUUAUAUUCGGAAGCGUUUUCUAAGUAA